AUGGGCGUCGAAGAUUAUCUUCCUAUCCUCUGGUACUUCUCGCCUUCAGGCACGCAGACAGUCAAUACGGUUGCAACCGACAAAUUCCUUUAUGUUGGACAUAAGGGCCGUGUAUUUCGCCUUGACAGACAGAAAGGUGACGUGCAAGCGGAGCAGGGACUCAAGGGUUAUGGGUUCGGAGACGUAUCGGUCGCGAUCUCUGAAGAUAGGUCGCUUCUCCUCAUUGCGACGGGUGGAUAUCUUGUGUCCCUCCACCCUAUGUCACUCGAAAUCGGAUGGUACAAGGAACGAGUCUCCAACAAAGGCGGUCCUGAGCCGACUUCAAUUGUCUGUGGCAGCGACGUUGUAUACGCUGCUGAUAGUGGCUGGGUUUAUCAAUUGAGCGCAAUUGACGGGGCCGUCCUCAAGAAGCAAAACUUCGGUGAAUCUGCUGGCCGCACCCAAGUCAACCUUGCACUUGACAAGCCUUCCAAUCGCCUUUAUGCCGGAUGCAAUGGCUACGGUAUCUGCAUGGAUGCUAAUACCCUGGAGACCUCUUAUCUCACUAGCCUCCCUGGCUCCGGAUUCAAUGUCACGAGUGUUUUGGCAAUCGGACACUCAGCCGUAUUUGGAUGUAAGGGCAGAGUAUUCCAGCUUGAUACAAAUGGCAAAGUCGCGGCACGGAAUGAUCUAAGCGGUUAUGGUAACGCGGAUACGUCUCUCACUUUUUGCGGUCCUGACCGCUUGUGGGCUUGCCCUGAUGGUUAUGUCGCUGCAAUGCUCAUGUUGGUAGUGCCUUAG
Messenger RNA from Fusarium redolens, 780 nucleotides. RefSeq lists its product as uncharacterized. Gene Ontology annotation, molecular function: protein binding. The record is from RefSeq and is a predicted model, not a curated record. The transcript is spliced from 2 exons. Lineage: Eukaryota; Fungi; Ascomycota; Sordariomycetes; Hypocreales; Nectriaceae. Bases 1 to 780 code for a protein of 259 amino acids.